Messenger RNA from Ochotona princeps (American pika), 1600 nucleotides. RefSeq names its product ISY1 splicing factor homolog (gene ISY1). Gene Ontology annotation, biological process: generation of catalytic spliceosome for second transesterification step; mRNA 3'-splice site recognition. The coding region runs from base 163 to 1020 and encodes 285 amino acids. Lineage: Eukaryota; Metazoa; Chordata; Mammalia; Lagomorpha; Ochotonidae. Gene Ontology annotation, cellular component: post-spliceosomal complex; catalytic step 2 spliceosome; post-mRNA release spliceosomal complex. The record is from RefSeq and is a predicted model, not a curated record. The transcript has 11 exons.
CACUUCCGGUCCUCCACUUCCUGUCUUACGGUGGCAGUGCUUCCAUUUAUUCUUCCGAUACACAGACAGGCUUGCGUUCGCGGUUCGAAUCUUUAGUUCCCCCGGCGGUCAGCCCUCACGAGUCUGUGAGGCUCCGUGGGCCGCAGCGGCCUCCUCAGAACCAUGGCCCGAAAUGCAGAAAAGGCCAUGACGGCCUUGGCAAGGUUUCGCCAAGCUCAGUUGGAAGAAGGGAAGGUGAAGGAACGCAGGCCCUUCCUCGCCUCCGAAUGCACGGAGCUGCCCAAGGCUGAGAAGUGGAGACGACAGAUCAUUGGAGAGAUCUCUAAAAAAGUGGCACAGAUUCAGAAUGCUGGUUUAGGUGAAUUCCGAAUUCGUGACCUGAAUGAUGAAAUUAACAAGCUGCUGAGAGAGAAAGGCCACUGGGAGGUCCGAGUCAAGGAGCUGGGAGGUCCUGACUAUGGAAAAGUUGGCCCAAAAAUGCUGGAUCAUGAAGGAAAAGAAGUCCCAGGAAACCGAGGCUACAAGUAUUUUGGAGCAGCAAAAGAUUUGCCUGGUGUUAGAGAGUUAUUUGAAAAAGAACCUCUGCCUCCUCCCAGGAAGACACGUGCUGAGCUCAUGAGGGCCAUUGAUUUUGAGUAUUACGGGUACCUGGAUGAAGACGACGGAGUCAUUGUGCCUUUGGAGCAGGAAUAUGAGAAGAAACUCAAAGCUGAGCAGGUGGAAAAGUGGAAAGCAGAAAGAGAGGCUCGGCUGGCGCGAGGAGAGAAGGAAGAGGAGGAGGAAGAGGAGGAGGAGAUCAACAUCUACGCCGUCCCCGAGGAGGAGUCUGAUGAGGAAGGCAGCCAAGAGAAGGGUGGGGAGGACGGGCAGCAGAAGUUCAUCGCUCACGUGCCCGUGCCAUCGCAGCAGGAGAUCGAGGAGGCGCUUGUGCGAAGGAAGAAGAUGGAGCUCCUCCAGAAGUAUGCGAGUGAGACUUUGCAGGCGCAGAGCGAAGAAGCCAAGAGGCUCCUGGGCUAUUAGGGCCAGCGGAGUGCUCUGGAGCCGGAAGGUCUGCAGGGAGCUCCGCAUCUCCUGCAGGCCACUGCAAACCCUGGGUAGCAGGGAGACCAGCUGGCACCUCCACACCUCCUGUUCCCCUCUCCACCCCCAUUCCUCUCUUACCUUUUCUUUCCUGGCGUGCUGCUGGGAGUUAGGGCUCUGCUUAGGUACUGAACACAUCAGCCCUUUAUACAAACAUUGGCUACAGAUGCCUCCAUGGUUUGGGUCUUGGAAUGUGUUAAACAGGUUAUUGUUCAGCAUGGGAGUGUGAUAUUGUAGGAUGCAAGAGCCAUUUGUGGACAACAUGAGAAAAUGUUAUUUUUUUCUACAAAUAUGCAUGUUCUCUUGAGAAAGGAGAUGAUGCCAGCUCUGAACCUGCAUCCCACGGGCUGGCAGCCAGCGCCACCCUCACGCCAGGUACUGCUCCUGGUUCUGCCUGAGUUCAGCUCUGCCUGCUCCCCCUGCUCCUACCUGGGGGCAGGAGUUUGAGUUGUUCCUUCUAUUUUAUAACCUGUUCUGCAGAGAACUAUUUUUAUUAAAGAUUUUUAAUAAGAAAGGAAAA